UUUGCUGGUGCAGAUUGUAAACUAACAAUAAUAAUACUAACAACACAUAUGCGUAAUUUACUCCUGGAAGAUUUCGGAUAGUUAGACCGGUACCUUUUGCUUUUAAUGGCCGCUGCUGUGAGGAAUAAUGUUUGGGUCGCUCCGGGGCAGGACGCGGCGUUUCUCCACAGAAGCGCCACCGCCGCGCCACUGACGGACAGUGUGAGGGGUGAAGAUCAUGGACAAGUGCUGUGUAACACGAGGGAUGCCAUCCCGGGAACUUCGUGCUUCCAUGAUUACAACGUGGCUAAGUCAGAGAUGGACAGCUACCUGUCUCCUCACCUGCAGGACAUAGCCAACUCCAAAAUGUUGUGCAGGGACAGCUCAUUGAUGCUUGAGCAGCCUUUCCCAGAGGACUUUUCCUCGCCUUACAGCGUCAACAUGAGCCUGCUCCUCCCUGACGUCACAUACCUGCACCCUGGUCUCUGCAGGACCGUGAGGCAGAUCAAAACAGAGCCGCCACACUCCCUGAUGCACCCGCCCUGCCAGGGCAGCGGGGGGCCGCCACCGGCUCCCCCGGGUGUCCUGAGCGCGGCCGACACAGCGAGCGGUAACUUUUAUAUCAAACAGGAAGUGCCAGAUUUCCAGGAUGUUCCCCUGUUUCAGCUUUUGAACUCUGACCUGGAGCAGCUCAUUCAUGGGUCGCAGCUGAACUCCAUCCCCAUGGCACCGCUAAGUCUUCCAAAUGGGAACGUCCACGUAGGCCCGGCGCCGCAUUCUGCAAAACCCACAGGGAAUCCUCAGAGCGAGUGUUUUCAAUUCAAUCGACACUUAGGCCAUCAGCAGACACCGACCUAUUUGCCCCCUUCUCCGCCAAACUCCGAGCCCCCAAGUCCAGACAGGGGGAAGGAGCUCCUCCACAAUCUGUCCCCACCUCCCUCCUAUGAAGCCAGCAUCGCCUCUAAGUUAACAUUUCAGACCCAUAAUCCCAUCGAUCCAAGACAGACUCCCAGUGUCGCUCCAAUCCAAGGUCCAGACCAAAAUACCAGUGUUCGAUCAGUCCAGAGUCCAGGUGUUGGUCCAGUCCAGCGUUCGAGCCUGACACCAGUUCAGACAGCACCAGGUGUUGGCCCUCUGUCCCCAGUGUUGGCCCAGUCAGCUUCACUUAAAUUCAACCGAAGGAAUAAUCCUGAUCUGGAGAGACGGCGGAUUCACCACUGUGACGUCCCAGGAUGCAAGAAAGUGUACACCAAGUCCUCUCAUUUAAAAGCCCAUCUACGGACCCACACAGGAGAGAAGCCUUACCAGUGCUCUUGGGAGGGAUGUGAGUGGCGCUUCGCUCGUUCCGAUGAGCUGACUCGCCAUUUCAGGAAACACACCGGUGCAAAGCCUUUCCAGUGUGGAGUAUGCAACCGCUGCUUCUCGCGCUCCGACCACCUGGCGCUACACAUGAAAAGACAUCAGCGCUAGAAACACGCUCCUGCAAAUCAAGUCCAUCGUGUUAUUUUUCCAGUGUAAACAUGGACAAAGAACACAUUCUAAACAGUGGAUUAUUCCACUCACUUCCCAGUGGAGAUAUUCUUAGCAGUGCUGGCCCACACCUAAUUGUUUCUUUUAUUGUAAAAAGAAUUUAAUAUUACCUGUUGCCUUAUUUUAUUUCCAUGUAUGCAUCCCAAUAUUGGGGAUAUUUCCUAAGGUGUCAGUCAAAAAUCAUGUGAUGAUGAAAUAACAAUUAAUCUUCCUAAGCCUUUAUUUUCACGAGAUUUUCUUUUACUUCAAUGUAACUUUACAGCCAAGGAAUUUCAAUCUUUCAUUCUAAAGGUUUUCGGGGUAAAGAUUAUAUCUAUAAUGUAUAAUAUGGGCAUUUAUUUAAAUAACUUAAACUAGCAAACUGCCACACUGCAAGUGCUGAGGUCGAUCGAGUCGUGAACUGGAAGGUCAAAGGAUGUGUUGUUUAGAAAUGACUGUGUGUCAUGAAAAAGUAACGUCAGUUUGUUUUAACAAGUUUUCAGAUUUCAGACAGGAAACGGUAGGAGGUUGUGGAGAGUGAAAUUGUGGCGAGUGCAGUGCAUAGAGCUCAAUCACUGCCAGUUAUUGGACACGUUGUCACAGAGAAUAAAUUUACUCAAAGCAAAACAGAUAAAGAGCAGAAGGACACUCAGCAGAGCGUGCACCCCGGCCAAGGCCCCACAGUCCUCCUUAAAUUCGGCACCAAAUCAUGCUCGUCAUAGAUGUUAAACUAUGGAAGAUACGUAUAAACUGUUAAUUCUGAAUCCACAAUAAGUCAUACUCACAUUGUCGGUAAUUAUUCCCGGCCGAAUUGGUGAAAAUGUCAAAUUUCCUGGAUCCGCUCCAAUUUCUAAAGCGUUUUUUCUGCCACAGUUACUAUUCAGAAAUGUUUGUGUGAUCCUGCCGACGAACAAAUAGACAAAGAAACGGACAGGGGUGAGAACGUAACCUCCGUGGUGGACGUGAUAUCUGAAAUGAUCAAACGCUGAAGGCUUUGAGAUGUCGUUCUUUUAGACUGCGUUAUGAAUGUUCUAUAUCUACACUGAAAAAAGACAAUGUAUUAAAAACGUACUUCAGUUGUUAACACACAAAUGAAUUAAGUUUAAAAUCAAAUUCUGUUCAUACACCUUGAACAAACUUAAUUAAUUUGUGCUUCACCUACUGAAGUUACUUUUUAAGUUGGUGCCACAGUGUUUUCUUGUUUCAGUCUGUGCCCUCAAGACGCAACAUACACACGGUACUUUUUUAUUUAGGGACUUUUACGAUCAGAGAUUUUAUUUGAUAACUGAAAUUUAUUUUAAAGUGCUUGUUUUGCCCCACGUUACUCAGCAGCCACACAGCAAUGUGUCAUUUUUAGCGUCAGCGAAGGGCUCGGAGAACCGCCCACACAUAGUUUACAAGAGUUUUGAGUAGAUGACAUUUGAGCGGCAGGUCAGAGUUAUUUUCUGUCCUCUGGAAGUCGUUAUGACAGACAAGUGGACGUCCGCUCAUCUUGAUUUUGUUUUGGUUGCAAAUGUCCCAAUGUGCGAUGUUUGGUUCUGCUCGUAGAAGGAUUACAACAUCGUACCGCUGAUGAUUUGUCUCCCUAAGUGGUUUCAAAGUGGUGUCUUUGAGUCGGAGAUUGGGUUUGUUUUUUUCAGACGUCGACUGAGCACCUGCCAGUCUGAACAUCUGUGAACGCUUUGGAUCUCUUUGACGACUGUUCAUGUAUUCAAACACCUUUUGAAAGUGCCUUUAACUGAUUUUUUUUUCUCUUCUUUUAUUUUUUGGAUGAAUGAUAAACAGAGCUUCCCCUUCGGGACGUUUUUCCUCUUAUCUGUUUCUCCGCUCUGCCAAAAAACAUUCUAUAUGUUGGCUCUCCCCUCUGAAUUUUCCACAAGACAUCAAUUCCUAUUUAUGACCAAAUUUAUUCAUAAUUUGAGUCGGGUUGAAUAAAAUUGACUUUUGAAGUUUCUAUAGUUUGUAUAUUUUGUCUGACAAUCCAAAGAUUGUUGUAUAAAGAUUUUAAACUUUGUUGGGUUUUUUUUAAAUAUUAUUUCUUGGCAAAGUCUGAAAAGGAUCAAAUUACAGGAUUGUCAUAAGUCUACUCUGUCAUAACUUUCUCCAGCCAAGGCAGCAGCUCCGUGGAGUAUCUGCCAGUAAAUUAUUGCAAUACUUUUAGAUAUAUAUAUAUAUAUAUAUAUAUAUACACACAUACAAGUAUUUUGAAAUGGUUGACACAUGAAAGUUUUACAAAACUUUGUGUCAUUUAAAGUGAAAAUGUAUCUGAAAUUGGUCAAAUGUUCUCUGA
This is a messenger RNA of Paralichthys olivaceus (Japanese flounder), 3778 nucleotides long. It is a transcript of the gene klf5b, whose product is annotated as Kruppel like factor 5b. The record is from RefSeq and is a predicted model, not a curated record. NCBI's taxonomy places the organism in Eukaryota, Metazoa, Chordata, Actinopteri, Pleuronectiformes, Paralichthyidae. Gene Ontology annotation, molecular function: RNA polymerase II cis-regulatory region sequence-specific DNA binding; DNA-binding transcription factor activity, RNA polymerase II-specific. Gene Ontology annotation, biological process: regulation of transcription by RNA polymerase II.